Messenger RNA from Mercurialis annua (annual mercury), 2211 nucleotides. Its product is annotated as chaperonin CPN60-2, mitochondrial. Gene Ontology annotation, molecular function: ATP-dependent protein folding chaperone; ATP binding. Bases 232 to 1956 code for a protein of 574 amino acids. Gene Ontology annotation, cellular component: mitochondrion; cytosol. The transcript has 16 exons. Gene Ontology annotation, biological process: protein refolding. NCBI's taxonomy places the organism in Eukaryota, Viridiplantae, Streptophyta, Magnoliopsida, Malpighiales, Euphorbiaceae. The record is from RefSeq and is a predicted model, not a curated record.
AAUAAUUCCCCAAAAAAAUGAAAAACACAAAACCCUAAACCCUAAAGAAGCUGCCUUUUAGUGGUAGUUCUAGAGUCUUCUCCUUUUCAUUAGAAAAACACUCUCCAUUCUUCACCCGCCCCUUCACUCCUCUAAACCCAUCACACAUUCUUCCUCUCUCACCCUCUCCACUCUCAAUUCAUCCAUUUUCAUUUCAAACUCCAAAACCUCUGCAAAUUAAUACCCAUCACCAUGUACCGUUUUGCCUCCAAUCUUGCUUCCAAAGCUCGGAUUGCUAGAAAUGGCACCCAUCAGGUUGGAAAUAGACUGAGCUGGAGCAGAAAUUAUGCUGCUAAAGACAUUAAAUUUGGAGUGGAAGCUAGAGCUUUAAUGCUUAAGGGUGUUGAAGAGCUUGCAGAAGCUGUUAAAGUUACCAUGGGUCCUAAGGGGCGUAAUGUGGUUAUCGAACAAAGCUUUGGUGCUCCUAAAGUGACGAAGGAUGGUGUUACUGUAGCAAAGAGCAUUGAGUUCAAAGAUAAAGUCAAGAAUAUUGGUGCUAGCCUUGUGAAGCAGGUUGCUAAUGCAACUAAUGAUGUUGCAGGCGAUGGAACCACUUGUGCUACAGUUCUCACUCGAGCAAUCUUCACAGAAGGAUGCAAGUCAGUUGCAGCAGGAAUGAAUGCAAUGGACCUGCGACGUGGUAUAAGCAUGGCUGUUGAUGCUGUUGUUACCAACUUGAAGAGCAGAGCACGAAUGAUCAGCACAUCUGAAGAAAUUGCUCAAGUUGGUACCAUCUCUGCAAAUGGGGAGAGAGAAAUUGGGGAGCUAAUUGCCAAGGCCAUGGAGAAGGUCGGCAAAGAGGGAGUUAUUACAAUCCAAGAUGGUAAGACAUUGUAUAAUGAAUUGGAAGUAGUUGAGGGAAUGAAGCUUGACAGGGGUUACAUAUCCCCCUAUUUCAUCACAAAUCAGAAAAACCAAAAAUGUGAAUUGGACGAUCCUCUAAUUCUGAUCCAUGAGAAAAAGAUCUCCAGUAUAAAUGCUGUGGUGAAAGUAUUAGAGUUGGCUUUGAAGAGGCAAAGACCCUUGUUAAUAGUUUCUGAAGAUGUGGAAAGUGAAGCAUUGGCAACUCUUAUUCUGAACAAGCUUCGUGCAGGAAUCAAGGUCUGCGCCAUAAAAGCUCCUGGUUUUGGAGAGAACAGGAAGGCUGGACUGCAAGAUCUUGCUGUCCUCACUGGGGGUCAGAUCAUAACUGAAGAACUUGGCCUCAAUCUUGAAAAAGUUGAUCUAGACAUGCUUGGAAGUUGCAAGAAGGUUACAGUCUCGAAGGAUGAUACCGUCAUUCUUGAUGGUGCUGGUGAGAAAAAGGACAUCGAGGAGAGGUGUGAGCAGAUAAGGUCUACAAUAGAAUUAAGCACCUCCGACUACGAUAAAGAGAAGUUGCAAGAAAGAUUGGCCAAGCUUUCUGGUGGCGUUGCUGUACUCAAGAUUGGAGGAGCUAGUGAAGCUGAAGUUAGUGAGAAGAAAGAUAGGGUUACAGAUGCUCUAAAUGCAACAAAGGCAGCUGUAGAAGAGGGUAUUGUGGCAGGUGGUGGUGCUGCUCUUCUUUAUGCCAGCAAAGAGCUGGAUAAGUUGCCGACAGCCAACUUUGACCAGAAAAUUGGGGUCCAAGUCAUUCAGAAUGCUCUGAAGACUCCAGUACAUACAAUUGCAAGUAAUGCAGGAGUAGAAGGAGCAGUGGUUGUCGGUAAGCUGUUAGAGCAGGAUAAUCAUGAUCUUGGUUACGAUGCUGCCAAAGGUGAAUACGUCGAUAUGGUGAAAGCGGGGAUUAUUGACCCAUUGAAAGUGAUUAGAACUGCUUUAGUUGAUGCAGCAAGUGUGUCAUCAUUGAUGACAACAACUGAAGCUGUCGUUUAUGAACUUCCAAAGGAUGAGAAGGACUCUCCAGCGAUGCCUGGCAUGGGCGGCAUGGAUUACUGAUCGUAAAGCUCGGGGCGGCGGCCAUAGUAUAGACGUGAAAUUGACCAAAAUCUGCAGAGAAGUGGCAUUUUUCUUUCUUUUUUGGUUUGAGUUAUUAUUGUUCAAGUUUCAAAGGCAUCCAUGUAAUCAAAAUGAGAUCGAUUGUAGGUUGGUAGUUUUGGGGACUAUAGAAUUUAAGAAAACAAUCUUAAAUUGAUAAGAAUAUCAUAGCACUUUUAUAUCCCCUCAUAAUAACAACAAAGUUCAUCCUGCGAA